GUGUGUUAGUAUAUUAUUCGUAACUGCAUGCGCUCUGCGUUUCAAAGAUCAGAGGACUGUGCUGGUAAGAUCCUUGAAUCACAUCAGGUUACGGGCCCAGACUACGAAAAUGGAAGGUAUUACAGGAAAGCUUCAGAUCGGCCUACUAGAUGGAAAAAACUGGGACACCUGGAAGUACAAAGCCUUAUGCCUACUACGCACCGUACCGUCGGCUCUAGAAGUAGUAGAAGGAUUGUUCCAGGAACCCACUCGUCCACCUACCGGAUGCGGCGAUGCUGAAUUGGCAGCUUAUCAACAACAGAAAGAUAAGUUUGAUAAAGCUGAUGCCAGUGCUAUCCUUAUACUUACCACCAAUAUGCAAGAAGACACACUUCGAAAAGUUAUGCGGUUCACUAAAGUACGUGAUGUCUGGUUAGAACUCCACAGGCUGUUCGACGGAACAAAUGAGGAUAAAACCUACAACCUGUGUAUGAAUUUCUUUAGCUUUAAGAAGGAUCGAGCAGUCGACUUAGCCACCCACAUGUCAAACUUAAAGAACAUCUGGACUGAAUUAAAUCAAGAACUCAAGAAGGACAGUAACCAAGAGCUACCCGAACUGCUACUUGUUUGUAAAAUACUGGACACGCUUGACGAUUCAUACUUCAGCUUCAGAAGUAGUUGGCUCCUCCUGCCCAAAUCCAACCGUACCAUAGAAAACCUAACCAGUCAUCUCUGCGCAUUUGAAAGAGCACUGCAAGGUAACAACGCACUCUCGCAUCAAUCGGAAGCCCUGGUUUCGAAUAUGGAGAAGAAGAAGGACAAGAAGCUUAAAUGCAACUACUGUCUAGGUAUUGGCCACAGAGUACGCAACUGUCAAAAAUGGAUCCGUGAUGGUAGACCUCCUAAGAGUCAAAAUCCGACCCAGACAGAAACGCCUUCUACUUCAAAGACCGCUAACUUGUUACUGAUGUCUUUAGAAGACAACGAAAUCUUCACAGUUUCACGGGACAACGAGAACUGGUACAUCGAUAAUGGCGCAACAAGCCACGUCACCAACAGAGCUGACAUUUUCCAAACCUACGAACAUUUCAAUGAGAACUACACUGUUACAACGGCCGCUGGUAAUGAAGUCCGUGCCAAAGGCAAAGGAACAGUACAGCUCAGAGGAUAUGUUAACGGGAAACAAAUCGACAUCAGCCUGCAAGACGUCUGGUACGUUCCGGCCAUAAGCAAGAACCUCUUCUCCGUACUCGCACUUCACGACCGAGUCCCGAAUAGCACCUUUUCAUCCAAGACAACUGAAUGCAACGUCAUUGUCAACGGGAAAGUAUGCUUAAUAGGGAAGAGACNUAUUGUCCUUUGUGACAACGGCGGCGAAUUUGAUAAUGCGUCCAUAAAAAGUGUUUUAGACACUCAUGGAAUAGUACAGCGACUCGUCACCCCGUACACACCGGAACAAAACGGAGUAAGCGAAAGGGAGAACAGAACCCUAGUUGAGACAGGCAGAUCGUUGAUGUAUGCUCAUGAGCCUUUACCACAAGUGCUUUGGGCAGAGCUCAUUAAUACCGCGGCAUACAUUCUGAACAGAACAGGUCCCACAAGUUCAGGUAACAAAUCUCCGUAUGAACUUUGGUAUGGAAAGAAACCUAUUAUUAAACAUCUUCGAAUAAUAGGCUCAACCGCAUACGUCCAUAUCCCAAAGCAGAAGCGUAAAAAACUCGAAAAAAAGGCGAUAAAAGGUCGACUUAUCGGGUAUGAUGAAGACUGCUACCGUAUCUGGGUCACAGACGGGAAACACUCGACGCUCGUCCGCUCUCGUGACGUAAUCUUUGAUGAGAAACCUCUUUCGAUCUGUGAUAGUGAAAUUCCUAGAACAGAAGUUGAGACAAGAGAAUAUCCGGUUUUCAUAACGCCAAAACCGAACAUAGAAAGAGAAGUUACAGCUCCAGAGCAAACUCACGUUCACGAGGGAGAUACACCCGAACCGAUUUCCAACGACCAUGAUCAUGUUCUCGAGGGAGAAGAAUCGGAUCAAGUCCUCCAUGAAGACCAUGAACAUGAAGAAGAAACGACAGUUCCAGAAGUAUUUUAUGACGCUGAACCACCGCCAACCGGCUAUAAUCUUAGAGAUCGUUCACUGAUUCGACGUCCUGAGAGACUAAGAGAUUACGUCUGUAUUACUGAAACAUUUCCAAACAAUUUCGCAGACGCUAUGAAAAGGGACGAUCGCGAAGAAUGGCAAAGGGCAAUGGAUAGCGAAUUGAAAUCCUUCGAAGACCUGAACGCUUGGACACCGUGUGCACUGCCAAAAGGACGAAAAGCACUUCCAUGCAAAUGGGUUUUACGGAUCAAAAGAAAUCCAGAUGGCUCGGUCGACAAAUACAAGGCUCGACUUGUCGUAAAAGGAUACAGACAAAGGAAAGGAGUAGACUAUGACCAAACCUUCAGUCCUGUGGCACGCCUGGCUACUGUACAAGCACUACCUCGUCCGUCAUAUGCAGUUCUACGCCAGGCGCUAGGAUUGUGUACCUACUAUGUAAAUGUUUAGGGAAAGUGUUGGAGUUGAUAGACUUAGAAACUCCUUACAAAAGUAAACAUAGACAUAGAUAGUGACAAUCUUGUGAAGGAAAAAACUUCUGUCAGUUGAAAAAGUGUCAUGUAUAAACAAGAAUAGAAAGAAACUGUGAUUCCGUUUAAAAUCUAAAACAUCCGCGAAAUUAACUAGAAUUUAUAAAAGUGUGUUAGUAUAUUAUUCGUAACUGCAUGCGCUCUGCGUUUCAAAGAUCAGAGGACUGUGCUGGUAAGA
Molecule: messenger RNA, 2785 nt
Organism: Ostrinia furnacalis (Asian corn borer)
Lineage: Eukaryota; Metazoa; Arthropoda; Insecta; Lepidoptera; Crambidae
Exons: 2
Coding region: 110-2527 (805 amino acids)
Biological process (GO): DNA integration
Molecular function (GO): nucleic acid binding
Source: RefSeq, a predicted model, not a curated record